CCAGGUCUCUGCUGGAGAGAGAGACAAACUUUAGUCUAUUUCACACCCCCAAUUCCCUCCCCCACCCCUUUCUCUGCAGACUGACAUUCUAAGCUCAGGUUACAGCCGGUCCCAGGGAGGGCUGCAGGCUGCCUGAGUUGAUAUUCAGGGACAUAGGAAAGGGUUGCUGAGAGCAGUUGUUGUAUCCGGUGCUGGCAGGGGUGAGGCAGGAAGUAGGGAGAAUUAAAGGCUCUUUGGCACUUCCGCACUGCAAUACAUAAUAAUUAUUGUCACAGAGGCUCAGAGAUUGUGCCGCUCCUGCAUUUGGGUGGUCAGUGUGAGAAGCUGCUGCUGUCUCCAUAGUGAGCUGGAAGCCUGGAUUGAGCAGCUGCUGCUCCCCCAGUGGGGUCUGUGUGGGGGGAACCUUCCUUAAAGCCUCCUCUAUGCCCAGGCAGGAGGGACUUUCUCCAGUGGCUGGAGCCAGCCCCUGGGGCAGCCCCGGGCUCUACCCACACUGGCUCCUGAACCGGAGACUCCAGGUGAUGGGAUGGUGAGUGAGAACAAGGAGGUGAAUCCUCAGCAGGGAGGUCUGAGCAAAUGGAAGCACAGAGAACACUAUCGGGAAGAUCUGAAGGGGAAGUUUCCUGGACUCCUGAGCAGGGGGAAGCCUGUGAAAAUCAGCACAGGCUAGAGGGGCAGCAGGAAAACUCCCCUGGGGAGAGAUUGGAUAAACCCCCUGACCAAGGGGUUGGUUUGAAGGACCUUCCUGAAGACAUGAUCCAGCCAGGAAUCUGCACUAAAGGGAAACUGUAUGAAUGUGCUGAGUGCAGGAGAAGCUUUGAUCGGAGAUCACAUCUCAUUGUGCAUCAGAAAAUCCACACAGGAGAGAGAUCCUAUAGCUGUCCUGAAUGCGGGAAAAUCUUCAGUAACAUCUCAUCCCUGAUUGUUCAUCAGAGAGUCCACACAGGAGAGAGACCCUAUAACUGCUCAGAGUGUGGGAAAUCCUUCACUCGGAGCUCCACCCUUGUUGUGCAUCAGAGAGUGCACACAGAAGAGAAACCCUAUAAAUGCCCCGACUGCGGGAAAAGCUUCAAGCGGAGCUCAACCCUUAUUUCACACCAGAAAAUCCACACAGGAGAGAGACCUUAUAACUGCCUUGAAUGUGGGAAAGGCUUCAGUGAACGCUCAAACCUAAACAAACAUCAGAGAAUCCACACAGGAGAGAAACCCUAUAAUUGCCUUGAGUGCGGGAAAAGUUUCACUCGGCACUCACACCUCAUUAGACAUCAGAGAAUGCACACUGGAAAGAUACCCUAUAGGUGCCCUGACUGUGGAAAAAACUUUAGUGACAGCUCAGCUGUUAUUAGACAUCAGAGGAUUCAUACCGGAGAGAGACCCUAUAAAUGCCUCGAGUGUGGGAAAAGCUUCAAGCAGAGCUCCGACCUUAUGAAUCAUCAGAGAAUCCACACGGGAGAAAAACCCUAUUACUGCCCUGAGUGUGGGAAGGGGUUCAGUCGGAAGGCUCACGUUAUUUCACACCAAAAACUGCACAGGCCAGAGAGAUCCUUUAACUGCCUCGAGUGUGGGAAAAACUUCACUAGGAGCUCUGACCUCAUUAGACAUCAGAAAACCCACACUGGAAAGACACCAUAUAAAUGUUCUCUCUGUCGAAAAAGCUUCAAGCAAAGGUCAGAACUUAUUUCACAUCAGAGAGCUCACACAGCAAAGAGAAACUAUAAAUGUUAUGUCUGUGGAAAAAGCUACAAGGCGAAGGUCUCUCUAAUGUCCCACCAGAAACUCCACACAGGCUAGCAAGUGGCAGGAGCUCUCACUAUGGGACAAUGGGUCUGUGCUCUCCUGAAGCAAAGUGUAAAUGUGCUUCAUUGAUAGACAGUCUGUGCAGGGGCAGCAAGUGGAUGAAGGGUUUGGGUUUCAGUGGGGGAUAGUUGGCAGGGGCAGAAAAGAACAGAACGCUGGGUACUGAGGAGCUGGGUGAUUUCAGGGUCUGGGGUGAGCAGGCGAUGGGAUUGGUAGAGAGACAUUUCUGUGGGUUACGCACAUAUUUUCUAAUUUAGAGGCGAGGUAUAAAUGCCCCAUUGCGGUUCUUGUCUGAGUUGUCUUUGUAGCUCCUAGGGCAUCUCCGCGAAGGGAUAGGGGAAUGUUAUUCAGGGAAGCAGCAAGGGGCCCUCUCGGGCUGUAGUUACAAGGAAGGAAGAGCUGCUGAUUUGAACUAACAGGAUGUCAGAGCACUGCUCAGUGUACUGGACAUCUCUGAAGUCAUGGAUGGUAGGGGCGGCUGGAGAUUGGGGAAUUAAUGGUGGAGAUUCCCCAGAGAGGUGGGAACUCUGAGGGAUGCCCUUUUGGGAGUGUGGUUUAGUGGUUAGAGGGGAGGGUGGGGGAAAUGAGAGUUAAGAUUCCUGGUUGUGAGCUAGUGCCAGUCACUUCCCCUCUUGUCUCUGUGUCCAUUUCUCCCAUCCCUACAAUGGAGAUAAUAGUUGUCCAACUCCCUGGAGAGUUGUGAUGGGCCACUAAUUAUUGUGUAUGAAAUGGUUCAGGAGAAUGCAAGUAUAGGAGAGGCCGAGUUUCACUGUUAUUAUUAUUACUGUGUACUGUAUUCACAGGAUUAUAGAAUCACAGAAAUGCAAGGUUGGAAGGAACCUUGAGAGGUCAUCUAGUCCAGUGUCCUGCACUGAGGCAGGACCCAGUAAACCUAUACUUUAGUCUUCAGAAGAGAAGAAUGAGGGGGGAUUUGAUAGCUGCUUUCAACUACCUGAAAGGGGGUUCCAAAGAGGAUGGAUCUAGACUGUUCUCAGUGGUAGCAGAUGACAGAACAAGGAGUAAUGGUCACAAGUUGCAGUGGGGGAGAUUUAGGUUGGAUAUUAGGAAAAACUUUUUCACUAGGAGGGUGGUGAAACACUGGAAUGCGUUACCUAGGGAGGUGGUGGAAUCUCCUUCUCUAGAAGUUUUUAAGGUCAGGCUUGACAAAGCCCUGGUUGGGAUGAUUUAGUCGGGGAUCGGUCCUGCUUUGAGCAGGGGGUUGGACUAGAUGACCUCCUGAGGUCCCUUCCAACCCUGAUAUUCUAUGAUUCUAUACCAUCCCUGACAGGUGUUUGUCCAACUUGUUCUUAAAAACCUCCAAUGAUGGGGAUUCCACAGCCUCCCUUGGAAGUCUAUUCCAGAGCUUAACUAUGCUAAUAGCAGUGGUCCCCAAAUUUUUCAGAGUAUUGACCUCCCUUACCCCUGUUCAUGCCCCCCUGCUCCCCCUGGGAGCCAGGUUCAGGAGUGGGGCUGCGGCUCCCGGGGGGAGGGAGGGAGCAUGGACAGGAGUAAGGGGGCCUAGUCCAGGGCCAGGUGUGGAGCCACGACUGGGCCAUGGUCAGGGGCUGAGGCUGGGGGUGGUGCAGGGCCACAGCUGGGGGUAGCACCAGAGCAGAGCUGGGAGUGAAGCAGGGCUGGGUGGCGUUCCCUCCCACCCCCAAAGGGGGCUGGCCUGGACUCCACCGCACCCCCCCAAAUGUUCCUCCGCACCCCACAGUUUCAGGACCUCUGCCUUAUUGGAAAGCAGUUGAUUUUUUUUCCUUCCUAAGUGUAAUAUUUUGCAUUUGUCUUUACUGACUUUAUUUCAGACCAAUUCUCCAAUUUGUCAAGGUCAUUUUGAAAUCUAAUCCUGUCCUCGAAAGUGCUAGAAAUCCCUCCCUUCUAGGUGUCAUUCACAAAUUUUAUAAGCAUAUUCUCCAUUCUGUUAUCCCAGUCAUUAAUGAAAAUAUUGAAUGGUACCAGAUCCUGGACUGAUCUGAGGGACCCCACUAGAUAUGUUCCUCAUAUUUGAGUAUGAACCAUUGAUAACUACUCUCUGAGUAUGGCCUUUCAAAGAGUUUUGCACCCAUCGUAUAGUGGUCUAGAUGAAAUUAUAUUUUCCUAGUUUGCUUAUGAGAAUGUCAUGUGGGACUGUGUCAUAAACCUUAUUAAAAUCAAGAUUACUCCUGGGGGAAUUCUGCGCCAAAAAAAAAAAAAAUUCUGCACACAAUAUUUUAAAAUUCUGCAUAUUUUAUUUGUCAAAAUAAUGCAUUUUUUUAAUGCAAAAAGAUCCACAAUAACAGACAGUCAGUCAUGAUUGAGAACAACAUUGCAGGAUAUUCAAAAUAAUUUGUCCCCAUCCACAUGCAAUUUUGUAGGGAAUUCUCGAGCACGAGAAGCUGGUGUAGCAGUUUUGAUGCAUGAUGUGAAGGCUGUCCAUGUCAUGCAAAAGAAUGAAUAUCCGUUUGUCAUUUGGUAACUUCAUCUGGACCUGGCUGGGUACUUUGGGAAGUGCUUGGUUCUGAUUGUCCUGACAUUUUAUUAACUGCUUGAUAAAUGUUUUAUUUGCCCUCAAAGUCUUUUUUUUUUUAAAUGGGUAUGUAAAAUAAAUCCUGAGCUAUAAUCUAACCCCAUUGUGUCACUUUGGCACAGGAAAAAAGUGAGAAAGCACAUAGAUCUUCCUAGCUGAGGAUUUCCUUACUGUCCUUUAUAAUAAGGCUCCUUUACAUCACUCUGGCAAUGUAAAGGAGCCUUAAAAUGUUCAUAGGUUUUAUGCUCCUGGGGUAAUUGACUGAGAAUGGGAACAGUUAACUAACAAUAGAAACAUUAACCACAUUACUAUGCAGGCAGGCUGCUAUAUUUCUGCCUCAGAAAAUGAGAUCAACUAUCAAUAGCACCAUUAACAAUGUUGUUUUUCCCCAUCAAGAACAGUGUUUUGUUUCAAACGUUGAAACAGUUUUGCACAGAAAGAACACUCUUCUUCUUCCACGCCUUAUCCCCUCUCAAAUAAAAACUGACUGAAUUUUGUUUCAAUCCAAUCCCUGUGAUCUUCUAUAAAAUGAGCCUCCAGGCAAUUUAAGGGAUAGCACUGGCUGAUUGCAUUUCCAAACCUGGCAAAAUAGCUGCUUGCUUCAUUGCAGUGAAGGAACAUAGGCAGGCAGGCUGCUACAUUUCUGCCUCAGGGGACAGAGCCUGCCUCCUGCCUAACAAAAAGCCCUACCCCUCCACGCCGGGCACUCUGCAGGAGAAAGGAAGAGGGACAGAGGGCUUGGCUACACUUGCAGAUGUAGAGCACUUUGGGUUAAACCAGCCUUCGUACAGCGUAGCAGGGAAAGCGCUCCAGUGUGUCCACACUGACAGCUGAAAGCGCACUGGUGGGGCCACAUCUGCAGCACUUGCAGCUACAUUGGGAGCUGUGCAUUAUGGGCAGCUAUCCCAGCGUUCAAGUGGCUGCAGUGUGUUUUUCAAAUGGGGAGGGAGUAGGGUGGAGUGUGUUGUGUGUAUGUGGGGGGAGAGAGUGGGUUUUUGGGGUGCUGAGAGUGCAUCAGCAUGCUGUCUUGUAAGUACAGACCCCUCCCCCUGCCUCUCCCUCUCCCUCUCUCAAAGCAAACAUUAGCUGUUUGUUUUUUUCUCGGAGAUGAUAAGCAGCCAGCACUCCAAAACAGAGCUUUGAAAGGGCCACUUCCGCAUUCCUGCCGGAGUUCACAACAAAGACAAGAGAAGCCACUUCAGUUAAUGGGACCUUUCCGGAGGGCAAUCAGAGAGCUGUAAAGUAACUCCUCGUUCACACUGACGCUGUAGCGUCUCACCCAAUACGCAGCAAACCUUAUCCCUCUCGGGGAGGUGGAGUACCAGCAGCGUUCUAGCCAGGGAGUCAGAGCACUCUACGUGCCUUGCCACUGUGGAUGGGGAGUGAGUUAGAGCGCUCUGGGCGGCUUUAUUGUGCUGUAACUCGCAAAUGUAGCCAAGGCCAGAGUCUCUCCCGCUUGUUUGCUCACGUGCGCCCAGCCCUGCCUCUUGACGGUAACGAACGUCCCCCCCGCAGGCAUGCAUGCCCAGCCUCCCUCCCCCGCAGUGAUUUGCAUCUCUGACAGCUACUCUAGGCAUGCUGGGACAGAUGCUCUGCCUGCACUGCCAGGGAAGAGGUGUGUGUCCCCCGCAUAUUUCUUCUGCAUUUUUCUGAGCGGGGAGCACAGAAAACUGUGAACCAAAAGAAUUCUGCACCUACACAGAUGCGCAGAAUUCCAUCAGGACAGAGGCAUGCAAACUACGGCCCGUGGGCCACUUCCGGCUCACAGGGCCCUCCUGCCCGACCCCUGAGCUCCUGGCCUGGGAGGUUAGCCCCCGGCCCCUCC
Messenger RNA from Chelonia mydas (Green sea turtle), 6131 nucleotides. Its product is annotated as zinc finger protein 664-like. Gene Ontology annotation, biological process: regulation of transcription by RNA polymerase II. Gene Ontology annotation, molecular function: DNA-binding transcription factor activity, RNA polymerase II-specific; RNA polymerase II cis-regulatory region sequence-specific DNA binding. Lineage: Eukaryota; Metazoa; Chordata; Testudines; Cheloniidae. The record is from RefSeq and is a predicted model, not a curated record. The coding region runs from base 577 to 1791 and encodes 404 amino acids. The transcript is spliced from 2 exons.